CUCUCAGGUAAUUUUCUUUCUGAACACAAACCAAACCAAGCUGAAACGACUGGAGAAACCUCGAAAAGCACAAAGCACCCACCAAAUCCACCCUCGACCAAGAAACUGAGGCAAGAAGAAGAAGAAGAAGAAGCCGCCGCGGCGAGAUGCAGCAGCAGAUGGCCAUGCCGGCGGGGGCCGCCGCCGCCGCGGUGCCGCCGGCGGCCGGCAUCACCACCGAGCAGAUCCAAAAGUAUUUGGAUGAAAAUAAACAGCUAAUUUUGGCCAUCCUGGAAAAUCAAAACCUAGGGAAGUUGGCUGAAUGUGCUCAGUACCAAGCUCAGCUUCAAAAGAAUCUCUUGUAUCUGGCUGCCAUUGCAGAUGCCCAACCACCUCAGAAUCCAGGAAGUCGCCCUCAGAUGAUGCAGCCUGGUGCUACCCCAGGUGCUGGGCAUUACAUGUCCCAAGUACCGAUGUUCCCUCCAAGAACUCCCUUAACCCCACAACAGAUGCAAGAGCAGCAGCAGCAGCAACUCCAGCAACAGCAAGCUCAGGCUCUAGCCUUCCCCGGCCAGAUGCUAAUGAGACCAGGUACUGUCAAUGGCAUGCAAUCUAUCCCAGUUGCUGACCCUGCUCGCGCAGCCGAUCUUCAGACGGCAGCACCGGGCUCGGUAGAUGGCCGAGGAAACAAGCAGGAUGCAACCUCGGAGCCUUCCGGGACCGAGAGCCACAAGAGUGCGGGAGCAGAUAACGACGCAGGCGGUGACAUAGCGGAGAAGUCCUGAGCUAGCACAAGUGUUAGGAUGAAUAAUGCCAUGUAUACUAGCAAUGAAAAAGAAAGAAAGCCCCCUGCCUCGUGGAUCACAAGUAGUCCUUACUCAUCACCCCCUGUGUUUUAGAAGGCUCGUCUUAUCGGUGUUGUAGAACAAAACUUUUAGAUUGAUGAUGAUGUAACCUAUCAGAGAUUCUUAUCUCAUCCUACAAUUGUUGUAGCUAUUAUGGAAUAAUUUUACCAGCCUGAGAGAGUUUUUACUUCUGUUUGCCUGCUAAUAUAAUGGUUAGUGUGAUGAACUUAAAAAGGCGGUUGUAUUUUGCAAGCUUA
Molecule: messenger RNA, 1081 nt
Organism: Oryza sativa Japonica Group (Japanese rice)
Lineage: Eukaryota; Viridiplantae; Streptophyta; Magnoliopsida; Poales; Poaceae
Product: GRF1-interacting factor 2
Source: RefSeq, a predicted model, not a curated record